AUGCCUUCGGCCCAAGGAUUUAUCAAGGGCAUUGCCGGAGGGAACAAGUUCACUUCGACAUUCAUCAUCGAUGAUAUCCAGUACCACUUCAGUGGAAGCUUCAGUCCGGCCGUUCAAGAGUUUGUCUCCAACUCAGCGAGGCUGGAAUAUGAGUCACUCGGGAGUUUGACCAGCAAUCGCGAUUUUAAUGGCAAGGUCGGAACUCAAUCCGUCACCCUCGAAGUUGCCGAUGGUCCUAAGAUCACUGGCAAACUCGAACUACCAAUCAGUCCCGCGUCUCGGGUGUCUGGAACCGGGACUUGGAACCAGGACUAG
Messenger RNA from Colletotrichum lupini, 315 nucleotides. RefSeq lists its product as uncharacterized. The transcript has a single exon. Lineage: Eukaryota; Fungi; Ascomycota; Sordariomycetes; Glomerellales; Glomerellaceae. The record is from RefSeq and is a predicted model, not a curated record. Bases 1 to 315 code for a protein of 104 amino acids.